CUUGCUCAUCCCUAUCCUUUUCAUCAACAACAUCCAAAUCCAUCCAUGGCGCUAAUACCAAGCUUCUUCGGUGGCCGACGAAGCACCAUCUUCGACCCAUUUUCUCUAGACAUUUGGGACCCCUUCGAGGGUCUCUCUUCCUCUGGCACUCGCGACGUCUCUGCCUUGGCGAACAUUCGUGUGGACUGGAGAGAGACUCCGGAGGCUCACAUCAUUCAGGCUGAUCUUCCAGGACUCAGGAAAGAGGAAGUGAAGGUCGAGAUCGAAGAUGGGCGAGUUCUAAAAAUCAGUGGAGAGAAAGUGAGAGAAGAAGAAGAGAAGGCCGACACGUGGCACCGAGUUGAGAGGACCGUUGGCAAGUUUGUUCGACGGUUCAGGUUGCCGGAGAAUGCAAAGCUUGAUGAAGUUAAGGCUACCAUGGAGAAUGGUGUGCUUACUGUGAUCGUGCCAAAAGAACAAGAGAGGCAGCCUGAGACCAAGUCCAUUGAGGUCACUGGUUAA
Ilex paraguariensis (yerba mate) is the source of this 501-nucleotide messenger RNA. Lineage: Eukaryota; Viridiplantae; Streptophyta; Magnoliopsida; Aquifoliales; Aquifoliaceae. The record is from the annotation of a GenBank genome assembly.